Molecule: messenger RNA, 249 nt
Organism: Plectropomus leopardus (leopard coralgrouper)
Lineage: Eukaryota; Metazoa; Chordata; Actinopteri; Perciformes; Serranidae
Source: RefSeq, a predicted model, not a curated record
AUGCCCGAGUUCUUGGCUGUGUGUCUGACCUGCGACUGCGACACCAACAUGACAGUGGACGUGACCGUUCACGUGAAGAAGGUGGCGAGCCGCUUGCUGCUGUCGCUGUUCAGCCCGUACUGGAUCAUCAACAAGACGUCUCGAGUGCUGCAGUACAGAGCCGAGGACGUCAGUGUCAAACACCCCGCCGACUUCCGAGACAUCAUCCUGUUCUCCUUCAGGAAGAAAAACCUCUUCAGUAAAAGCAAG